AGGUCCUUCAACAAGUCCACCCCACACUGUCCGCUAAAGAGGACUCCUUGUACUACAUAGAAGAACUCAUCCUACAACUUCUCAAUAAACUAUGUAUUGCCCAGCCAAGGACAGUUCAGGAUGUGGAGGAAAGAGUCCAAAAGACUUUUCCCCACCCGAUCGAUAAAUGGGCCAUAGCAGAUGCUCAGUCAGCCAUAGAAAAACGCAAGCGAAGGAACCCCCUGCUUCUGCCUGUCGAUAAAAUCCAUCCAUUGCUAAAGGAGGUACUUGGUUACAAAGUGGAUUAUAACGUAUCUCUCUACAUCGUGGCCGUGUUGGAAUACAUUUCAGCUGAUAUUCUGAAGCUAGCUGGAAAUUAUGUCUUCAACAUCCGCCAUUAUGAGAUCUCUCAGCAGGACAUUAAAGUGUCCAUGUGCGCUGAUAAGGUCUUGAUGGAUAUGUUUGACCAGGACGAUGACAUUGGCCUUGUUGCAUUAUGUGAUGAGGAGCCUUCCUCCACAGGAGAGCUGAACUACUAUGAGCUGGUGCGGAAUGAAAUAGCUGGAGAGAGGCAGUAUCUGCGAGAACUGAACCUCAUCAUCAAAGUCUUUCGGGAAGCUUUCCUCGCAAACAAAAAGCUGUUUACAUCUACUGAAAUCGAGAUAAUCUUCAGUAAUAUCCUGGACAUCCAUGAACUUACAGUGAAGCUCCUGGGUUUGAUUGAAGAUACUGUGGUGGAGAUGACAGAUGAGAGCAGCCCACAUCCUCUUGUCGGAAGCUGUUUUGAAGACUUAGCUGAGGAGCAAGCCUUCGACCCGUAUGAAACCUUAUCCCAGGACAUCCUUGCCACCCAGUUCCAGGAGCAUUUCAAUAACCUCAUGACUAAACCUAAUGUUCCCCUGCAUUUUCAGUCUAUAUCCGACGGCUUUAAAGAAGCAGUGAGGUACAUCCUCCCUCGUCUCAUGCUGGUUCCUGUUUACCACUGUUUGCACUAUUUUGAAUUGUUGGAGCUGUUACAAGAACGCAGCGAGGACCAGGAGGACAGAGAAUGUUUAAAACAAGCCAUCACUGCUCAGCUGAAAUCUCCGAUGUAGCAUGGAGCGCAUCUACAACAAGCACUCCCCACGACGCCGUCCAGGAGAACCUAUUUGGCGUCUUUACAACCGUCAAAUGCGCAGCAAGCACCUGGCUAUCAAGAAGAUGAACGAGAUCCAGAAAAACAUUGAUGGCUGGGAAGGGAAAGAUAUUGGGCAGUGCUGUAACGAGUUUAUCAUGGAGGGUUCCUUGACAAGAGUCGGGGCCAAACACGAGAGACACAUUUUUCUGUUUGACGGACUGAUGAUCAGCUGCAAGAUGAACCACGGCCAGUCUCGCAUCCCCGGUUACAACACAGCCGAGUACCGCCUGAAGGAGAAGUUCAUCAUGAGGAAGGUGCAGGUUGUAGAUCGGGAAGAUACAGGCGAGUAUAAACACGCCUUUGAGUUACUCUCUAAAGAUGAGAACUGCAUUAUUUUUGCUGCCAAGACGGCAGAGGAAAAAAACAACUGGAUGGCGGCUUUGAUUACUCUGCAGUACCGCAGCACCUUGGAUCGGAUGUUGGACUCUGUGCUGAUCCAGGAAGAGAAUGAGCAGCCACUGCGUUUACCAAGUCCAGAUGUCUAUCGCUUUGUGGAGACGGAUUCGGAAGAGAACAUUGUGUUUGAGGACAAUGUGCAAAGUAGAGGCGGAAUUCCCAUCAUAAAGGGAGGGACUGUGGUGAAACUCAUUGAAAGACUGACAUAUCAUAUGUAUGCAGAUCCUAACUUCGUUCGAACUUUUCUAACAACAUAUCGCUCUUUUUGUAAGCCGCAGGAGUUACUAAGUCUGCUCAUUGAAAGGUUUGAAAUCCCAGAUCCUGAACCCACAGAAGCAGACAGACUGGCAAUAGAGAAAGGAGAACAGCCAAUCAGCACCAACCUUAAGAGAUUUCGAAAAGAAUAUGUUCAGCCAGUGCAACUCAGGGUUUUAAAUGUAUUUCGGCAUUGGGUUGAACAUCAUUUCUAUGAUUUUGAAAGAGACCAAGAGCUUCUAGAUCGAUUAGAAACCUUUAUCUCCAGUGUUAAAGGUAAAUCCAUGAAGAAAUGGGUUGAGUCCAUUGCCAAGAUAAUCAGAAGGAAGAAGCAAGCACAGGCUAAUGGAGUCAGUCACAACAUCACAUUCGAGAGCCCGCCACCUCCCAUUGAGUGGCACAUUAGCCGUGCCGGUCAGUUUGAGACAUUUGACUUGAUGACUCUGCACCCCAUAGAGAUUGCUCGCCAACUGACCUUGAUCGAGUCCGACCUGUACAGGGCUGUGCAGCCAUCAGAACUUGUAGGAAGCGUUUGGUCGACAAAAGAAGACAAAGAAAUUAAUUCCCCUAACUUGCUUAAGAUGAUUCGCCAUACUACGAAUCUGACACUUUGGUUUGAAAAGUGUCUCGUAGAAACUGAAAAUUUUGAGGAGCGGGUGGCUGUCUUCAGUCGAAUCAUUGAAAUCCUUCAGGUGUUUCAAGAUUUAAACAAUUUUAAUGGUGUUUUAGAGAUAGUGAGUGCAGUGAACUCUGUUCCUGUGUAUCGGCUGGAUCACACCUUUGAGGCGUUACAGGAAAGGAAGAGGAAAAUCUUGGAUGAAGCAGUGGAACUUAGUCAGGAUCACUUCAAAAAAUAUCUGGCAAAACUCAAGUCAAUCAACCCACCUUGUGUGCCUUUCUUUGGAAUAUAUUUAACCAAUAUACUGAAGACUGAAGAAGGUAACCCGGACUUCCUGAAGAGACAUGGCAAAGAGCUCAUCAAUUUCAGCAAGAGGCGGAAAGUGGCAGAAAUCACGGGAGAGAUUCAGCAGUAUCAGAACCAGCCUUACUGUUUACGGAUAGAAACCGAUAUCCGGAGAUUCUUCGAGAAUUUGAACCCGAUGGGGAACACACCUGAGAAAGAUUUUACAGAUUAUUUAUUCAAUAAAUCUCUGGAAAUUGAACCCAGAGGCUGCAAACAGCCGCCAAGAUUUCCACGGAAAACCACAUAUCCACUCAAGUCACCAGGCAUACGACCAAACAGCGGGAGACACUUGUCAUCCUCUGGAACGCUGCGCGGACACCCUAUGCCCCUGGAGAGAGAACCUUAUAAGAUCAGUUUCAGCAGAAUUACUGAAUCCGAACAUGAGUCAACGACCUCCCCACCCAUUUCCCCCAACACCCCCUCUACUCCUCCUGUGUCUGCGUCCUCUGAACUCAGCGUCUUCUUGGACCUAGAUCUGAGCAGCAACAGCAUUUUUGCCCCAGUUCUUCUGCCGAAUCCCAAGUCCUUCUUCAAUUCUUAUAAUAACCUGCACAGGUUAAGUGAAGAUCCUCUGCUUCCUCCUCCAUUACCUCCACGGAAGAAGUUUGAUCCGGACUCCAUUAGCUUGGCAAGCUCCAGAGCAGAUGAGGACCCACCUGCCAUUCCACCGAGAUUGCCUCCACCUCCAAAGAUUCAGCCACGGGUCCCUGCUUAUACGGGGCCCUUUGAUGGACCUUUACACAGCCCACCUCCUCCUCCACCAAGAGAUCCUCUUCCUGACACCCCGCCACCAGUCCCGCUUCGUCCUCCAGAACAUUUUAUAAACUGCCCCCUGAACCUUCAGCCUCCACCCCUUGGACGCCUCCACAGAGAGCAGGAUUGGUUCCGAGAAUCCAGCACUGUCCCAAACUCUCCCAACACCCCUCCCAGCACUCCAUCUCCAAGAGCGCUACGUCGUUGCUGCGGGCUGAGCACCAGUCACAGCAACCUCUUACAGACAGUGGCACCCCCGGUCCCGCCUCGGCAGAACUCCAGUCCUCAGCUACCUAAACUGCCACCAAAGACUUACAAAAGGGAAUUCUCCCACCCUCCUUUGCACAGACUAACCUUGUUGGAAAAUACAGAAACCCCGCAAUGA
Molecule: messenger RNA, 3909 nt
Organism: Staurois parvus
Lineage: Eukaryota; Metazoa; Chordata; Amphibia; Anura; Ranidae
Source: the annotation of a GenBank genome assembly